AUGGGUAAUAAAAUUGGGAGGUUCAAACUAUGCUUUUCUUGCGACGCCGCCGGCAAUAUCUCUCUCCGGCGACAUGACAAUAUGGUAAUCGACGCCGGCGGCGGGUUUGGUCACUCGUUUUGCUAUUUCCCACAUGAAUUAACCGACGAGAUCUCUUCUUCUUCUACGUUUAAAUCUAUCUCCGGCGCUUCCAUAAGUGCUAAUGUUUCUACUGAUCCUCUUUCCACGGCGCCGUUGAAUCAUAGCUCCGGCAGCUCAUGUUCUUCCUCCGACAAGACUUCUUCUUCUUCUUCUUCUUUUGAAAGCUCUGAUUCGUUUGCUUCGAUUCCUUUACAGCCGAUACCAAGAACCUCUGUUUCAUCUUUCUACUCCGGCCCGAUUUCCGGCGAGUCUGGCGGGACUGUUUCGGUUAUGGGUUUGGUCGAAAGGGGGUUCCUUUCUGGUCCUAUUGAGAGAAGUUUUUUAAUGGAUCCUUUUGAUGAUCAGUUUCAUGGAUUCAAACCCAAAUCAAAGAAAGGAACUUUUGUUCGUAGUUUGAAGAAAGCAAUAACAAAAUCAAUCAUCGUUCCUAUUCGUGCUGUGAAAGAAUCCGAUUGGAAUAAACCCAACAAAAUUGUGAAUUUGAAGUUGAACGUUAGCAGACAUGGGAAUUUGGUUGAAGAAAUUGAUGAAUCUUUUUUGAAUCAGAAAGUUCAAUGGGCGCAGGGGAAAGCCGGGGAGGAUCGUGUUCACGUUGUGGUUUCCGAUGAACAUGAAUGGGUUUUCGUCGGAAUCUACGAUGGAUUUAAUGGUCCUGAUGCAACUGAUUUCCUUCUGGCUAAUCUAUACACAAACAUCCAUGAAGAACUCAAGGGAGUUCUUUGGAAUGAAAAUUUAAGAUCGGAGCUUGAUCAGAAUCAGGAGGAAACGAUCAAUCGUCAUGGAAAGAUCUUGGGUUCGCUUUCAAACGCAUUAAGGAAAACAGAGGAAUCGUAUUUAAAGAUUUCUGACAUGAUGUUGGUUGAAAAUCCAGAACUUUCUUUAAUGGGUUCUUGUAUUGUUGCAAUGUUAAUGAAAGGGGAAGAUGUUUAUUUGAUGAAUGUUGGUGAUAGUCGGGCUGUUCUAGCUAGAAGAUCGGAACCGGCGCCGGCGCCGGGAAAGGAAUUGUACGGCCGUGAAGAAAUGGUCGGAUUUCCGAACUUGUCUGCUGUUCAGCUGACUGUUGAUCAUAGUACAUCAAUGGAAGAUGAAGUGAAGAGAAUCAAGAAAGAGCAUCAAGAUGAUCCAUUUGCUAUAUCUAAUGGAAGGGUAAAAGGGUCAUUAAAAGUUACCAGAGCUUUUGGAGCUGGAUUUCUUAAGCAGCCAAGAUGGAACAAUGCAAUACUAAAGAUGUUUAGAGUAGAUUACAUUGGCAACUUCCCUUACAUCAAUUGUUCGCCUUCCAUUCGCCAUCAUAAACUCGGGUCGAGAGACAAAUUUCUCAUAUUAUCUUCCGAUGGCCUUUACCAAUACUUCACAAACGAGGAGGCAGUUUCUGAGGUCGAGAGAUUCCUUAUGUCCUUCCCCGAAGGAGAUCCCGCCCAACAUCUCGUCGAAGAAAUCUUGUUUAGGGCUGCGAAAAAAGCUGGCAUGGAUUUUCAUGAACUACUCGAUAUUCCGCAAGGGGACAGGCGUCGAUACCAUGAUGACGUGUCGGUUAUAAUUAUUUCAUUCGAGGGGCAGAUUUGGCGUUCGAUGAUUUAAAAAUGUGAAUAGUUUAUUAUAAGUAUUA
Molecule: messenger RNA, 1750 nt
Organism: Impatiens glandulifera
Lineage: Eukaryota; Viridiplantae; Streptophyta; Magnoliopsida; Ericales; Balsaminaceae
Product: probable protein phosphatase 2C 23
Exons: 3
Coding region: 1-1722 (573 amino acids)
Biological process (GO): protein dephosphorylation
Molecular function (GO): protein serine/threonine phosphatase activity
Source: RefSeq, a predicted model, not a curated record